Messenger RNA from Myzus persicae (green peach aphid), 1076 nucleotides. RefSeq lists its product as uncharacterized. NCBI's taxonomy places the organism in Eukaryota, Metazoa, Arthropoda, Insecta, Hemiptera, Aphididae. The record is from RefSeq and is a predicted model, not a curated record. Bases 1 to 996 code for a protein of 331 amino acids. The transcript is spliced from 6 exons.
AUGGAAAAAUCCUCGUCCAUCUUCAACUCGUUACUGUCGUCCAAUAAAAUUAUUGAAUAUAAAAAGGAAACUAUUGAGUCGACAUUAGAAGAGGUAAAUGCUGUCGAAGAAGAAAUUAAGUCAUUGAUUCCAACUUUAGUUUUAAAAAAUAAUAUUGAAAUUCGUGUUAAAAGCACAUUAAUGUUCACUAUGGUAGACGGAAAAGUUUGCAAUACAAUGACUGGUUCAUCAAGCCAAAAGUGCUAUAUUUGUAAGUGUUCUCCAAAAGACAUGAAUGAUAUAACCAGGGCGAAAAAUUUAAGUGUACAGCCUGAAUUGGAGUUCAAAAAAUGGCAGGUUCGGACAUCUGAUGAUAAAGUUAUUUUUGAAAAAAGAAAGAAAUACAUUCAAGAUCGAUUUCGAACUGAAACAGAUCUACUUAUAGAUGUAGUCUUGCAAGGCAAAGGAACAACUAAUGAUGGAAAUACUGCUCGUAGAUUUUUCAAAAAUGCUGAACUAACAUCCGCUAUAACAAAUGUAGAUUUACAACUCAUAAAACGAUUUGGAGUGAUUUUAAAGACAAUGUCCAGUGGUUAUGAGAUAAAUUUAGAAAAGUUUGAGGCCUAUACUUUAGAGACUGCGGAACUUUAUGUUUCACUGUACCCGUGGUAUUAUAUGCCUGCUUCGGUUCACAAAAUUUUAAUUCAUGGUACGGAUGUUAUACGUUCUGCCUUAUUACCCAUAGGCCAGUUAUCGAAAGAGGCUCAAGAGGCCCGAAAUAAAGAUUUCAGGAACAUCAGACAAAAUAGUACUAGGCAAAUAAACAGAAUCUUACAAAAUGAAGAUUUAGGCCAUAUGCUACUUGUAUCAUCAGAUCCCUACAUUUCAAGUUUAAAAAAAACAUCGAAAAUGAACUUAAAAUCAUUCGAUGAAGAUAUUAGGGCAUUACUAAUUGUUGAGGGAGAUAAAAAUAGUGACUCUGACAGUGACAGUGACAAAGACGAUGAUUCCGAAUGAAAUAUUGUAGAAUAUUCAGAAAAUCAAAAUUAUUAUAACUCUGUAUGGUUUUUAUAAAAAUAAAAAUACAUUUUCUUUCA